Arabidopsis thaliana (thale cress) is the source of this 1819-nucleotide messenger RNA. RefSeq names its product NAD(P)-binding Rossmann-fold superfamily protein (gene AUD1). Bases 268 to 1605 code for a protein of 445 amino acids. Gene Ontology annotation, cellular component: membrane; Golgi cisterna membrane; Golgi apparatus. Lineage: Eukaryota; Viridiplantae; Streptophyta; Magnoliopsida; Brassicales; Brassicaceae. The record is from RefSeq and is marked reviewed. The transcript is spliced from 7 exons. Gene Ontology annotation, molecular function: UDP-glucuronate decarboxylase activity; NAD+ binding. Gene Ontology annotation, biological process: D-xylose metabolic process; UDP-D-xylose biosynthetic process.
GGAAAGUUCAAUGAAAUAAAUAAAAGGGUAAUCUCGUAAUAAGAGUGAAAAACAAGCCUUAACCUGUAAACGCUUACGCUAGUUAAAUACACAACAAAGACCGAUUCGCUUUUCACUCUCUCGUUCAAGGUCCGACUCAGUUCCCGGCGAGUUCGACUCGGUGAUUGAUUUUUUCCUAGAAAAAUAAAAUUUCUUCUUAACGAUUGAUCGAUUUUGGUUUUCUAUCUUUCGAUUCUAGAUCUAGAAUUCAAUUUGUGAGGUUUGGAGAUGGCGAGCGAGCUGAUCAAUCGGCGACACGAGACGGAUCAACCAACCGCCGAUGCUUAUUACCCGAAACCAAUCAAACCAUGGUUCACGGUGACUCGUCCGAUGCGUUACAUGCUCCGUGAACAGAGACUUAUCUUCGUUCUCGUUGGCAUUGCAAUCGCUACUUUGGUUUUCACAAUUUUCCCUCGCUCCACACAAUCAACCCCUUACUCGGAUCCUUUCUCCGGUUACGGAAUCCGACCCGACGAAUCGUACGUUCCGGCUAUACAAGCUCAGAGGAAACCUAGCCUCGAGUACCUGAACCGGAUCGGAGCAACAGGCGGGAAAAUCCCACUGGGAUUGAAACGCAAAGGGCUAAGAGUGGUUGUGACCGGUGGUGCUGGAUUCGUUGGAUCGCAUCUCGUGGAUCGUUUGAUGGCUAGAGGAGAUACUGUGAUUGUUGUUGAUAAUUUCUUCACUGGAAGGAAAGAGAACGUUAUGCACCAUUUCAGUAACCCUAACUUUGAGAUGAUCCGUCACGAUGUGGUUGAGCCGAUUCUUCUUGAGGUUGAUCAGAUCUACCAUUUGGCUUGCCCUGCUUCUCCUGUUCAUUACAAAUUCAAUCCCGUCAAGACUAUCAAGACGAAUGUGGUUGGAACAUUGAACAUGCUUGGUUUGGCUAAGCGAGUUGGGGCUAGAUUUCUUCUGACGAGUACCAGUGAGGUUUAUGGUGAUCCUCUGCAGCAUCCUCAGGUUGAGACUUACUGGGGCAACGUUAAUCCCAUUGGUGUUCGUAGUUGCUACGAUGAAGGAAAACGUACGGCAGAGACGUUGACCAUGGACUAUCACCGAGGUGCCAAUGUUGAGGUCAGAAUUGCUAGGAUCUUCAACACCUAUGGUCCAAGAAUGUGUAUAGAUGAUGGGCGUGUUGUUAGUAACUUCGUUGCACAGGCACUAAGGAAAGAGCCAUUGACUGUUUACGGUGAUGGGAAGCAGACAAGGAGUUUCCAAUUUGUUUCUGAUCUGGUUGAAGGUUUGAUGAGACUGAUGGAAGGAGAACAUGUCGGCCCAUUCAACCUCGGUAACCCUGGUGAAUUCACGAUGCUCGAGCUCGCUAAGGUGGUCCAAGAGACAAUUGAUCCGAAUGCAAACAUAGAGUUCAGACCAAACACAGAAGACGACCCUCACAAGAGAAAGCCUGACAUCACAAAGGCCAAAGAGCUUUUAGGUUGGGAACCAAAGGUCUCUCUUCGUCAGGGACUGCCUCUCAUGGUCAAAGAUUUCCGUCAACGUGUCUUUGGUGACCAGAAGGAAGGCUCCUCCGCAGCUGCAACCACCACCAAGACAACUUCAGCUUGAGCAAAUGCAGAAUCUGAGUAGCAGCCACUGCGGCUGGUAGUGGGUUUAUAACAAAAUUGCAAGAGCGUCGUUUCUUUAAAUUUAUUUCGCUUUUGAUUUCUGUUUUGAUAAUCGUGUAAACGUAGAGUAAGAAUUUGGUACCUUUACUUACUACUAUUCAUGGACCUCACUACAGUUUUAAAAGAAAAAAGAACUUCUCUUUUGAUAUUACAAA